Molecule: messenger RNA, 3299 nt
Organism: Tripterygium wilfordii
Lineage: Eukaryota; Viridiplantae; Streptophyta; Magnoliopsida; Celastrales; Celastraceae
Exons: 2
Coding region: 917-1453 (178 amino acids)
Molecular function (GO): protein dimerization activity
Source: RefSeq, a predicted model, not a curated record
CGCAUUUACCUUUGUAACCUUAGAAGAGUCUAUAUAUAGGACUACGCUUUCUCUGUCCCUCUACAAAGAAAGCUCUACUCUGUAAAAAUUCUCUAAAAGAAUAAAAGCUCUCUUUAAAGUUUAUUCAACAUUCCUGAUACUUUUCUAUCUUUCUUUGCGUAUCAUUCCUUAAGUAUGCUCUGUUCCUGCAACUCUGUUUGAUUUGGAACAUUAUAAAUCUGUUUGCAUCCUUAUUAUUUGCAUUGUUCAUGGUUUUAUCUAUUAAUGUUUUGAUUAUAUUAUUAUUAUGCUUAUGUCUGUAUUGCAAUUACGUAGACAAUUAAAAGAAAUAGAAAGACAAUUAGAUCUUGCUGAAAUCAGGCUUACUGAAGCCUGACUCUUGCUUAGAUUAAGUACUCCUACCACAUAUAUUCCCCUACGCCAUAGAGUUGAUAGGUUAAAAAAUUUAAUUGAUCGAUUAAACCAAUCCUUACAGGAUAUUUCAGACCAACUAGAAAUAUUAUCUCGAUCUUAGAUACACCACUAGUAUCGGAGCCUAGGGGUAGUGAGAGUAAAUCCAAAGGAAGACUUGAUUCCUCUUUACACUUGGUGGGUUACUUGCUUAAUCCGUACUACUUUGCAAAGAAUAGGAUAAAUAUAGGAGAUGAUGCAACUAUAAUGGAAGUAUUUCUCAAUUGUGUCGAGAAGUUCUUCCCCGAUGAUUUGACCACUCAAGGGAGUGUCUGAUGAUGAAUUGAUCAAGUAUAAGAAAUUGGAGGGAAUGUUUGGAAAAAAAAAGUCAUUUUUGCUUAUGAAAAUAAAGGUGUCAAUGAGUUCAAUCCUGGUAAGUCUUAACUCCUAAACUCCUAGAUCAUUUUUUUUAAUUUUUUCUUCAUAAAUGGGGAUUGAUUAGUAUUAUUUUUUUUUAUCAUAAUGAAUGUUAGCUAGGUGGUGGAGUAACUAUGGUGGUAGUACACCAAACUUGAAGAAGAUGGCGAUUAGGAUUCUCUCAUUGACCACAAGUUCAUCGGGUUGUGAGAGGAAUUGGAGUAAAUUCGAACGGAUGCACACUAAAAAGAGGAAUAGACUUGACUCGGAAAGAUUGAACAACUUGGUGUAUGUUCAAUUCAAUGCAAAACUUAUCUACAAGAAGCAAAGAGUGAGUAAUGAUAAAGAUGUUCUUCAAGCGGAUGAUUGUACUAAAGCUCAACAUUGGUUGGUUGAUGGUGUUGAUGACGAGAGUGAUGUUGAUCCAGUGACCGAAGCAACAUGGGAGGUACUUGAUCAAGCGGUGGGAGCGAAUGAAAUGUUUCAACUUAGAAGGAGCACUAGGAAUAUAAGAGAAAUUGAUGAGGAAGAGUUUGUGUCGGAAAAAUCAUCCGAAGAAGAUGAUGGAUAUGACCUUGAGUCCGAUGAAGAAAGAGAUGUGUCUUUAGCGGAGGUGCAAGAUGAUAUUUUUGAGAAUGAUGAUUGAUGAGUGAUGCUUCUCUUUUUGUUUUUAUAAUUUGUGUGUGUACUAUUGGAUUUGAAUGGAUUUUUUAUUAUGAUUUUUGAUAUUUUUUUAGCUUGAAUGAUAUAUUGAUUGGAUUGAAUGGAUUGUUGAUUAUGAUUUAGUCUUAUACUGAUUGAAUGGAUUGAAUAGAUUUUCGCUUUGAUGUAAUUUCUUUUUGCUUGGAUUGGAGUUUAUUUAUGAUGAUUUUUGAGUCCGAUGAAUGGAUUUUUGCUUAGAUUGCAUGGCUAGGCUAGCUGCCAUCGGGUUGCUUUGAUGCAGUUUAUUAUAUCUAAAUUUAAUUGUCUACAAAACUGAAACAAUGAAAAGCACUUGGUUGAUUCAUUUAUAUUGUAUUUUAAUGUUUUUUUUUUACUUUUUUACACAUUUAUAUAUGAUAUGUAUUGCAUAUAUAUAUUUUUUAAAUUAAAAAAACUCAAAACGAUUAAUCCGAUUAAUCCCUAGUCCCCGUGAACCACCUAGCGGCCGACUAGUGAUUUUUGCAACCUUGUACACCACUACCUCUACAGUGUACAUACUCAUACCAUCUUAAACGAUUUUCUCGCAACUUAUUUUCAAUUGGAGCUACUUAUACCUUAGAUCUAAUAAUCUAAUUCAUUAUCCUAUCUUUCCUCAUGUAACCACAUAUCCAACGAAAUAUUCGCAUUUCUGCUACAUGUAUUUUUUGGAUAUAUUGUCCCUUAGUAACUCAACACUCAUAACCAUACAUCAUCGCGGGUCAUAUGGCUAACCUAUAGAAUUUCCCUUCAACCAGGAACCAUUCGAUCGCAUAAAACUCCCGAUCCACUCCUACACUUCAUCCACCCGAUUUUAAUCCUAUGACUACAUUUUUCACUAUUGUCUUUAUCAUCUUGGAAAAUCAAACCAAUAUAUUUAAAAACCUUACCUUUUGUUACUUCUCCCAUUUAAUUCAAUUGUUUGUUCGUUACUUUGUCUGUUUUUACUAAACUUACAUUUCAUAUAUUUUGUUUUAGCCUUAAUUUAAAUCUUUUAGACUCUUAAGGCUUGUCUCCACAUGAGUUAACUCCCAAUAUUUUAUUAUCCACCAGAACUAUAUUAUCCGCAAACAAUAUACACCAAGAUACCUCAAAUUGGGUAUGUCGUGUGAGUUCAUCCAUCACUAUAACAAAUAGGAACGAGCUUAGUACCCACCCAAACACCCAUGCAAGUAUGCAACUCCUCCAUUAGGCACAGCCUGGGCGCCUCACCUAGCCUUAAUCGCCAGGCUGUGGCCUAGGCAUGCGCCUCAGACCAGGCUCCGAGAGCGCACCGCCUGAAUGAAAAUUGAAGCCUUUUGAUAUUGGUUGGGUUGUUUCGGACUACUUUCAUCUGUCUAAGAAGCAUCGAUUUGGCUGGGAUUUGUGAUAGCAAUACUAGCAAACACUCGGAGAAGAAACCUGAUCUGAAUCGAUGAAAGAAUAACCAACCACUCAGCUGCAACUAUGACUUUGGGUUUUCUGGUAUUGCAGAUGAGGAGGAAGAUGAGGGUUUAUCAUGUAAAAGAUAACUGGCAGGUGUCAGACUUGGUCCUAACUUGCGUUGAUGAAGAAGAAGAGAGAGACAAAACAACUGAAUAGAAUUAGAGGGUUGAAACUGACACGUCAUACUAGUGUGAAAUUGUGAAUGUUUGUGAUUGGAAUACGAAUACACCUUAGAAUCUCAUCUAAGUAUAAAUUUCACAGAUAAUACAUGAGGUGGGCCCACACGAUGCCAGGCUGGUUUUGUUUAUUUUUAUGAACUUGGAUUUCUUUUUGUUAAAUAUUAGAAUAAAAAAUACACAAUAUAAUAUUGAAAAAUCUACACAAGAUAA